This is a messenger RNA of Coregonus sp. 'balchen', 6915 nucleotides long. The record is from the annotation of a GenBank genome assembly. NCBI's taxonomy places the organism in Eukaryota, Metazoa, Chordata, Actinopteri, Salmoniformes, Salmonidae.
AUGGCGGUGUACCUGGUCAAGCAGCAGUCGUCCACCGUACUGUUGCAGAGACUACGGUCCAAAGGCAUCAGGAACCCAGACCACUCCAGAGCACUCAGUAAGGGUCGCCACGACCACACGCUAUUUACACUGUUAGCGCUGUUAGCAUGCUUGGCUAAAUGUAUAUCUAUGGAUCUGGCUGAACGGAUCCAUGACACAAAUUUAGCUAGCUACCUAUUUAGUUAUGACCCGUUUCAACCACGCUAGACGUUUUCUGUAUUGUUAUGGAGCUCUGUACUAUAUUCCAUGGGAAUCGUUGAUAUACAGUAGGUGGUUGUGCAGGUCUUGUAUAGGUUGGUAUGACCCCUGCUGCUUCUUCAUGGUGUACUCUGUCCUCCUGCAGUCAAAGAGAAGCUAACGGCAGAUCCAGACAGUGAAAUCGCCACCACCAGCCUACGCGUGUCGCUGCUCUGUCCGGUAAACACACACACACACACACACACACACACACACACACACACACACACACACACACACACACACACACACACACACACACACACACACAUACACACACAUACACACACACAUACACACACACACACAUACACACACACACACACACACACACACACACACACAUACAUACAUACACACACAUACACAUACACAUACACACACACAUACACAUACACACACACACAUACAUAUACACACACACACACACACACACACACACACACUGUCUUAAUGCCCUUAUUACUCUGCUUUACUGUGUGUGUCCCAACUUGUCUCAAUACCCCUAUCACCGCUUAACUACUAUGUCUGUGUCUUGUGUGUGUUAUGUUCAGUUGGGGAAGAUGCGUCUGAUGAUCCCGUGCCGGGCGCUGACGUGUUCCCACCUGCAGUGUUUUGACGCUACGCUGUACAUCCAGAUGAAUGAGAAGAAACCUACCUGGGUUUGUCCCGUCUGUGAUAAGAAAGCCCCCUACGAACAUCUCAUUAUUGACGGGUGAGACCCACAACCCUGAACCAGCUUUUAGUGUUUCUAUUGCAUACAGCACAUACUGGACCAACAGGGGCUUCAGAAACUAUUCACACUCCUUGAAUUAUUCCACAUUUUGUUGUGUUACAGCCUGAAUUUAAAAUUGAUUUUAAAAAAUUGUCACUGGCCUACACACAAUAAAUACCCCAUAAGGUCAAAGUGGAAGUAUGUGUUUUUUUUUAAACUAAUUAAUAAAAAAUGAAAAGCUGAAAUGUCUUGAGUCAGUAAGUAUUCAACCCCUUUGUUAUGGUAAGCCUAAAUAAGUUCAGGAGUAGAAAUGUGCUUAACAAGUCACAUAAGUUGUAUGGACUCACUCUGUGUGCAAUAAUAGUGUUUAACAUGAAUGACUACCUCAUCUCUGUACACAACACAUACAAUUAUCUGUAAGGUGCCUCAGUCAAGCAGUGAAUUUCAAACACAGAUUCAACCACAAAGACCAGGGAGGUUUUCCAAGGCCUCACAAAGAAGGGCACCUAUAGGUAGAUUUGUAAAAAUAAAUAAAAAAGCAGACAUUGAAUAUCCCUUUGAGCAUGGUAAAGUUAUUAAUUACACUUUAGAUGGUGUAUCAAUACACCCAUUCACUACAAAGAUACAGGCGUCCUUCCUAACUCAGUUGCCGGAGAGGAAGGAAACCUCUCAGGGAUUUCACCAUGAGGCCAAGGGUGACUUUAAAACAGUUACAGAGUUUAAUGGCUGUGAUAGGAGAAAACUGAGGAUGGAUCAACAACAUUGUAGUUACUCCGCAAUACUAACUAACCUAAAUGACAGUGAAAGGAAGGAAUCCUGUACAGAACAAAAAAAUAUUCCAAAACAUGCAUCCUGUUUACAACAAGGCACUAAAGUAAUAAUACAGCAAAUGUGGCAAAGCAAUUAACUUUUUGUCCUGAAUACAAAAGUGUUAUGUUUGGGGCAAAUACAACACAUUACUGACUACCACUCUCCAUAUUUUCAAGCAUAGUGGUGGCUGCAUCAUGUUAUGGGAAUGCUUGUAAUCGUUAAGGACUGGGGAGUGUUUCAGGAUAAAAAAUUAACUUAAUGUAGCUAAGCACAGGCAAAAUCCUAGAGGAAAACCUUGUUCAGUCUGCUUUCCAUCAGACACUGGGAGAUGAAUUCACCUUUCAGCAGGACAAUAACCUAAAACACAAGGCCAAAUAUACACUGGAGUUGCUUACCAAGAAGACAGUGAAUAUUCCUGAGUGGCCUAGUUACAGUUUUGACUUAAAUCUACUUGAAAAUCUAUGGCAAGACUUGAAAAUGGCUGUCUAGCAAUGAUCAACAACCAAUUGACAGAGAUUGAAGAAUGUAGAAAAGAAUAAUGGAAAAUGUUGCACAAUCCAGGUGUGCAAAGCUCUUAAAAGACUUACCCAGAAAGACUCACAGCUGUAAUCACUGCCAAAGGAGCUUCUACAAAGUAUUGAUAUUUCUGUAUUUUGUUUUAAAUAAAUCUGCUACAAUUUCUAAAAACAUGUUUUCACUUUGUCAUUAUGGGGUAUUGUGUGUAGAUGGGUGAGGGGAAAAAAUCUAUGGAAUCCAUUUUGAAUUCAGGCUGUAACACAACAACAUGUGGAAUAAGUCAAGGGGUAUGAAUACUUUCUGAAGGCACUGUAUAUACUGUAUACAUCUGUGUUAUUAUACCGUAUCACAGAAACUUACGGCGGGGUCUGCUCCUACAAUUCUGUGCAGAUAUUCUUCAUUUUAGACUCAAAAGAAGCACGUCAUCCAGGAACAUGCCACUGGCCACUUUAUAUUCAGCUGGGUUUAGUUAGUUAGUUUUAUUUUCUGUGCCCAGUUUCAGACUUUUAUGGUCACGUAAAAUGGCGACGUGUGGAUUCAAAAUGGGUAGCCCAACAAUUCUUUACAUGGCCCCAGUUGCAACCAACUUAUUUUUCUGCACACAUUCAGUAUUCACCCAUAGGGGUGACAUUUUGGGUGAGCAAUUGGCAUUGAGCAAAAUGACAGGAAGUUGAGAAUAGUUCAUUAGCAGCAUGAAUUUGUGCUUUGCUGGGGGGGGUGUUGAGUCAAAGGUUCUGUGGUAUGUGUUCUUCAAAGAUGAAAUGGUAUUGAAUCCAGAUAAUCAGAUCCAAUGAUAGGGCGGGGUUCUGCUAGUUGACACACAGUAUGUACAUAAACAACCUUGUCAGUUCUACUGUAUACAGUUCAAUAAUACUUUAUUCAUUCCUGCAGGAGCUAAAUAAGAUGGCAUUUUCUAUACUAUAGAAUCUGUAGUGUAUAGAUGUAUUCACACACAACAAUUAAACAACAUGAAUAACUCUGUACAUAUAAUGGACUGGAACACAAAAUACAUGCAACACAACAUGAAAACGUUGCGUGUAUAGUAUAUACCUCUAGACUGUUGUUACUGUGUCUCUGUUGUCCAGGUUGUUCAUGGAGAUCCUGAACAGCUGUGUAGACUGUGAUGAGAUUCAGUUUAAGGAGGAUGGCUACUGGGCCCCCAUGAGGACAAAGAAGGAAGUACAGGAGGUCUCGUCAGCCUCCUACAACAACGGAGUGGAAGGUGAGCGAGGCGGUGUGUAAGGGCAGGCUUUUGGUCCAGCCCUGCAGCUUUUAACAUACCUGAUUCCACUAUUCUGCUCAUUGGACAUUGAUUUGUAGAAGAAUGUGUGUUAGAACAGAGCUGGAACAAAAGACUGCAAACCCAGUAUCUCUGGGUUGUGUUAGUUGAUAUUCUCCUGGCUUGUUCUCAUAUCAUUACAAACCCAGUAUCUCUGGGUUGUGUUAGUUGAUAUUCUCCUGGCUUGUUCUCAUAUCAUUACAAACCCAGUAUCUCUGGGUUGUGUCAGUUGAUAUUCUCCUGGCUUGUUCUCAUAUCAUUACAAACCCAGUAUCUCUGGGUUGUGUCAGUUGAUAUUCUCCUGGCUUGUUCUCAUAUCAUUACAAACCCAGUAUCUCUGGGUUGUGUUAGUUGAUAUUCUCCUGGCUUGUUCUCAUAUCAUUACAAACCCAGUAUCUCUGGGUUGUGUUAGUUGAUAUUCUCCUGGCUUGUUCUCAUAUCAUUACAAACCCAGUAUCUCUGGGUUGUGUUAGUUGAUAUUCUCCUGGCUUGUUCUCAUAUCAUUACAAAUCAUUAUUACGUCUCAUGACUAUGCCACUGUACUGCCACUCGCUCUAGGCUGGUGUGGAAAUCACUGUGUAGCAAAAAUCUUUGCAAUAUAAAUACAAUUGAUUGAUUGAUUGAUUGAAGCCAUGUUUCCCGUGUCUCUCUCCCCCAGGCUUGCAUCGGUCAGCGGCAGGGGAGCAGAGGAGCUCGUCGUCCCACAACGGGGGCAGCAGUAGGAUGAAGGUGGAGGUGAUCGACCUAACCCUGGACAGCUCCUCAGAGGACGACGAUGAUGACCAACCGCCCCUCAAGAGGCCCUGCGCCUCCUUGUCCCCCACCUCGCCUCCUAUCGUCAACAAGGGGUGAGGCCCACAUCCUCCAAUACAUGUCUCACCUCACACCUCUCCCCCCUCUCACCUCUCACCCCUCUCACCUCACACCUCUCCCCCCUCUCACCUCUCAACCCUCUCACCUCACACCUCUCCCCCCUCUCACCUCUCCCCCCUCUCACCUCUCUCACCUCACACCUCUCUCACCUCACACCUCUCACCUCACACCUCUCUCAACACUCUCUCACCUCACACCUCUCUCACCUCACACCUCUCAACUCUCUCAACUCUCUCUCCUCGCUCACCUCUCUCUCCACUCUCCACUCUCCUCUCUCCUCUCUCCUCUCUCUCCUCUCUCCUCUCUCCUCUCUCCUCUCACCUCCCUCUCCCCUCUCUCCUCUCACCUCCCUCUCUCCUCUCUCUCUCCCCCUCUCCCCUCUCUCUCUCCCCUCUCCCCUCUCCCCCCUCUCUCUCUCCCCUCUCCCCUCUCUCUCUCUCCCCUCUCCCCUCUUCCUCUUCUCUCUCCCCUCUCCCCUCUCUCCCCUCUCUCUCCUAUCUCCUCUCUCCCUCCUCUCCCUCUCUCCUAUCGUCUCUCCCCCUCUCUCUCUCCCUCUCCCCUCUCCCCUCUCUCUCUCUGCUCUCCUCCCCUCUCUCUCUCUCCCUCUCCUCUCCCCCUCUCUCCCUCUCUCUCCCCUCUCUCCUCUCCUCUCCCCCUCUCUCCCCUCCUCUCCUCUCUCCUCCUCUCCUCUCUCUCCUCUCUCUCUCUCUCCCCCUCCUCCCUUCUCCUCUCUCUUCUCCUCUCUACCCCUCUCCUCUCCCCUCUCUCCCCUCUGCUCUCCUCUCUCUCCCCUCUCCCUCUCCGCUCUACUCUCUCCUCUCUCCUCUCCCCUCUCUCUCUCUCCCUCUCUCCUCUCUCCUCUCCCUUUUCUCCUCUCUCCUCUCCCCUCUCCCCUCUCUCCUCUCUCCUUUCAUUUUCUUCUAAUAUUUAGGUUUUUUGUUUGUUUCUUUACUUCUCUCUAUCUCUGUGCUGUGUGUGUGUGUGUGUGUGUGUGUGUUAAUAUUCUGUCUGUCCCCUGUGUUUGUUUGCAGAGUGUUGAACCUGCACCACCAGGUGUCCCCAGUGAGCCGGACCCCCAGCAUGCCGUCUGUGGACACCAGCUACAUCCCCCCUGUACCUCCCCUCAUCCAGGACUACCGUCCAUACUACCACACCCCCAACGACCUCACAGGUAACACACACAACUACACACACACUACCACAACUACACACACAUACACUACCACAAACACACAUGCACUACCACACACACACACACAACUACACACACACUACCACACACACACACUCACACAUACACUACCACAAACACACAUACACUACCACACACACACACAACUGCACACACACAACUACACACACACACUACCACACACACACACACACUCACACAUACACUACCACACACACACACACACAACCACACACACACAACUACACACGCACUUACACAACUACACACACACUACCACACACAUACACACACACACUCAGACACACACACACACACACACACACACACACACACACUUACACAACCACACACACGCCAACCUUCUACUACUACACACUACCUGGACACAUUUCUUCAGGAGCCUCUUCUGGGUCUGUGGAGACCAGAAUGUCCCUGUAUACAGUAAACAGUAACGUGUCUGGUUGAGUCAGUUGAACUUGUACUGAUCAUGGUCCGUUGUGAAUGAAAUGAAUGACUGAAUGUUGUGUUUCAUCCGUGUUUUAUUCACAGAUCUGAAUUUCUUCUCCUUUCUCCAAGGGGACAAUCAUCAGGUAUGUUUAAUGUGGAACACCCCCUAUAGGCCUCGUUUAAAGGCAACACUAUAACGUCUAAAGACUUACCCAGAACUUGGGUUUGAUCACAAGAUGAAUAUAACUGAAUAUACCUGUUUGUCCUCCUCUGUAGCAUUACAACAUGGUGAUGGCAGCCGCCGCUGCUGCCUCGGCCUCAGACGACCACGAACUCCUGCUCAACCACUUCCGUCCCUACACCACCUCCUCCUCGUCCUCCUCUCAGCUGUUCCUGGACCAGUCUGGGGCGCCCUCCUCCGGCUCGCUGGCGCCCGUCAACGGUGGUGGUGGUGGAGGGAACAGCAGCGGUGGCAGCAGCAGUAGCCUAGUAUCCUCUAGCAGCCUGAGAGACACUCACAGCACGCACUCCACGCCCUCGCAGCCGCACUCCACGCCCUCGCAGCCGCACUCCACGCACUCGCAGCCGCACUCCACGCACUCGCAGCCGCACUCCACGCCCUCGCAGCCGCACUCCACGCCCUCGCAGCCGCACUCCACGCACUCGCAGCCACACUCCACGCCCUCGCAGCCGCACUCCACGCCCUCGCAGCCGCACCCCGGCGUAGGAGGUAGAUCUAGUAGUGAAGUGGUGGCAGCCGCAGCCCUCUACGGCGCCGUCCCCGACGUGAUCUCACUAGACUGA